Molecule: messenger RNA, 8468 nt
Organism: Misgurnus anguillicaudatus (oriental weatherfish)
Lineage: Eukaryota; Metazoa; Chordata; Actinopteri; Cypriniformes; Cobitidae
Gene: sash1a
Product: SAM and SH3 domain containing 1a
Molecular function (GO): protein binding
Source: RefSeq, a predicted model, not a curated record
GCAGCACAGAGGCGCGAGACUGACAGCACACCGUCACCACGGCUUCUGUUACCUCAAAACCACAACACGCGUGCACCUUCAGCUUUCUCCGCUUUGUCAAAAAGUCAUAAAGUUUUAGCCUAAACCGAUUAAAAAUUAUGCGUGUUUAUUGCAGGAAACGGCUUGCUAGUGCAUCAGUUCGCAGUGACUUUACGUUACCUCAAACUCCGGCAAACUGACAGUUUGACAGCGCGUGGCCAGAUUUGAAGCGCGCCUGCUCAUCAACCGUCGCCCGGUUAAGGAAACCGUUCUUUUGCUCCGCCGACACGCCGCCAACGCGAUAGACUGCACAGCAAGUAGUGGCAAGAACUCUGAAACCACAUGUGCUCGUCUCCAAACCGGAGAGACGCGGUUUUAUUUGUCUCCAGAGAGAAAAAAGAGUUGGCUUCAAGCCGCGCUGACGGAGACGUGGAAGGACGGUGGGCUCGUGAAAGGAGCGUCAAGACCGUUGGAUAUCCACGCGGUGCGUAAUAUUUACGCUUUUUUGGCACUGCUGCCUGAACAGUUGAAUUAAACGGGGAAAAUGUAGUGUGGGUGGAUGACUCAGUACAGUCACUUUUGAAGCUGACCGGAGGAAAGCGGUACCGGCGAAUGGCUCUUUAAACGUAAGUGUUAACGGCAGUGCCAAGUUGGACGGUCUCAACAAAAUUGGCAUUGUUAAUAAAUGCCAAAUUCAGCUGUAUAACCUUUAUGAACUCAUUUUACACCAAACGUGCUUUGUUGUCUCUCAUGGAUAAGUUACCAUUGGUCUCCAAGUGUUUUCUCCGCUGCGACCAGAUACUCCAUGAAAAGGAAUAACAUCAUUUUACUCAUAUUCAAAGCAAACAGACGUAGUAUUAACGUUACAACGGGGGUGAUACGCGCAUUAAAAUACUAAAAGAAGAUGAGUCUCGAUUUAUUGGAAAAUUAGCGUAACGCGCACGCGCCUGGAAGUGUCAGUCACCUGCUCACAAAGGUAAACGCACCUUUACAGAUCUGAGCUUUAAACUACAUUCAGAAUGAUGACCAACGGACCCAACAUCGUCUACGAAUGGCUGAAAACCCUUCAGCUAUGCCAGUAUGUCGAAGCUUUUGUGGAUAACGGAUACGACGACUUGGAAGUUUGCAAACAGAUAGGAGAUCCAGACUUGGAUGCCAUAGGUGUUUUUAUACCGCACCACCGGCAGCGGAUUCACGAUGCGGUGAAAAGGUUAAAAGACGACGAUAAGGAAACUGCGACUGGGCUUUAUUUUACCUUGGAGCCGAUGGCCCCGGUGUCACCCGUGUACCCGAGUCGUAUAUCGGAGCAGUACGAGUCCAGGCUGCGGGGCUCCAAGUCAUGGACUGAGCAAAGCAGUGACAGAGCCAGGCGCAACGUGGGGUACAUGGGGGCGCAUAGGAAUCUGACGCUGGGGAACCGCAAGGAGCUGGAGGUCUACCCCAAAUUAAAGCUGAAGAUUAUGAUCAGAGACAAAAUGAUCAGGGACGGAAUAAAUCUUGCCAGGCCACCAUACUCUAAUAAGGACGGCUCUCUGGGUAAUAUCGAUGACCUGGCACAGGAGUACUCGGAGUACUACAACACAUACUUCAGCGACGUCAGCGAUCGGAUGGAGGAACUACGAAAGCGGCAAGUGUCUCAAGAGAUAGACAUGGAAAAAGCAGACACCAGCCCCGGCUCUUCACAGAUCCGCUCAGACAUCCAGGAAUCAUUUGGCUUUAGCAGUGAGGUGUCCACACCAGAGACAGAAAGAAAAAUUCCCCUCCACAAGUCCAGCUCUGAGGAUGGAUCAGGGAAAUGGGACAACAAGAAGAAAAACAAAUCCUUCUGGCAGAACUUCCGAAAGUCACAGAAAGGAAUCACAAGGCAAACAUCAAAAGGAGAGGAUGUUGGCUAUUUGGCCAGUGAGAUCACCAUGAGUGAUGAAGAACGGAUCCAGCUGAUGAUGAUGGUCAAAGAGAAGAUGAUCACAGUUGAAGAGGCGUUGGCACGGUUAAAGGAAUAUGAGAGGAACAGACAGUUGAGCAGCAGUACAGACACAUCAGAGUGGACUGAUGGAUCCAGUCCCACUGUUAACCUCUCCUCCGCCUGCAAUUCUGUGGAGCAGUCAGAUGAUGAGCAGGAGGACUCAAAGUUCAAGAGGCUUCACAAGCUGGUCAACUCAACACGACGUGUCCGCAAGAAACUCAUCAAAGUGGAUGAUAGCAAAAGGCACGGUUCGCAAGAUUCCCUGAGUCUGGAUGCAACCCCCAUAUGUGAUGACUCAAACGCACUGUACGCCGGAGUCCACAAGAAGCCAGCUGUGUGCACAGACUCCUCUUUGUCUUCCCUUGCCCAAGAGCAGCUUUCUCUGGAUGGGGACACGGACAGUCUGACCACUUCUCCUUCAACCAGCAGUCUUGAGGCUUGGAAACCCGCACAUAAAUUAGUGAAAACCCAAAGCGCACACCCCCACGGCCUGAUCCGCCCGCCUCGAAAGAGCAGUGCCGGAUCUGGACUAGGUUUGGUGGGGGGCAGUGGCUCCUCUUUCUCCGAAUUGGAGAGUUUGGGGGACGACAACGCUAAGAUCUCCUGCUCGGCAACAGACGCAGAAAUGCGAAAAGCCUUGUCAUCUCUGUCUCAUGGGGUAAGUACCGACAGCGUCUACGCUUUUUAUGGCCUCACCAGGCCUCGCCCAAAGCCACACCCCCUUUUGGUGUCUUUAGAUGAUAUUAACAGCACCAAGCGGCCACCCAUUUCUACAUGGCAACGCAAUAAACCUGACCCGAACUAUGCGUAUUCUACCAAGCACUUGCUUUACCAGCGUUCCUGCAAUGCUAAGAAAACCAGCUCUCCUUCUGCCACCCUGCCCACCUCUCCUUCUGCUCGGGCAUUGCCGUUGGCCAGGGAGAAGGGCAAGAGCUGUGGGAGCGGGGUAGUGGGCAGCUGGUUGUUUCCACCUCGGCGUCUAAAGGGAAGGACGGCGGUUAGCGAGCUCAACAUUACGUAUGUGGUGGAACGCAGCCUGUAUGGCCACUUGAAUUGGACCGGGUUGGUUAGGCCCGUCACGCUGAGCAAAGCCGACAGACGUUGGCUUCUGGAGGACGAAAAAGAAGCGAACAGGAAGUGGGCAUCCAGCAUGGAUCGUUGUACCAAGCGCGUCCUCUUGCGCAUCCAGCAGAAGUCUAGAACAUGUAGCUUUGGAGGAUUUGACCUGUCUAAUCGUUCCCUACAUGUGGUCAACACAGCGUCUGAGUCGAGCGAGCAAGAGGCUUUGUACAGAGACCCUGUCAAAUCGCCCACAACAUCUCGCAUCUCUCUAGGGAAGAAAGUCAAGUCUGUCAAAGAAACUAUGAGGAAACGCAUGUCCAAGAAAUAUGCUGGGUCUCUCUCUGAACAGUCCAGUCUAGAUGGGACGCCCAGUUGUCCUCAGUCUCCUCAACCAGACACAGACUCUCUGGAGAAGCCCAAACUAAAGGCAGGAGGCUCUGUAGAGAGUCUGCGCAGCUCCCUUAGUGGACAGAGCUCCAUGAGUGGACAGACAGUGAGCACCACAGACUCAUCCGCCAGUAACAGAGAGAGCGUGAGAAGCGAAGACGGCGAUGAUGAAGAACCGCCGUACAGAGGUCCGUUCUGCGGCCGAGCGCGAGUGCACACUGACUUUACACCCAGUCCGUAUGAUACAGACUCGCUCAAGCUGAAGAGGGGAGAUGUGAUCGAUAUCAUCAGCAAGCCACCCAUGGGCACGUGGAUGGGCUUGCUCAAUAAUAAAGUGGGCACGUUUAAGUUCAUCUAUGUGGAUGUGUUGGCUGAGGAAGAGGAGAAGCCGAAGCGAGCCGUUCGCAGGAGGAGAAAGGGCAGGCCGCCGAAACCCAGCUCUGUAGAGGAGCUCCUAGAGAGAAUCAACUUGAAAGAGCACAUGCCAACGUUUCUUUUUAAUGGGUAUGAGGACCUGGACACUUUUAAGUUACUAGAGGAAGAAGAUCUGGAUGAACUUAACAUCAAAGACCCUCAACACAGAGCUGUACUGCUGACUGCUGUUGAACUCCUACAAGAUUAUGACAGUAGCAGCGAUCCGGAGCGCAGCGCCCUCUCUGGCUCUCAGGAAAAACUCCUCUGUGAGGGACGCGGCCUUACAGCCGACUCCCCACGGGACUCUGGUUGCUAUGAAAGCAACGAAAACCUAGAGAAUGGAAAGAGUCGUAAGGUCUUGCGCCACAGUCGGAGUUCAUCUGGAUUUGAUUGUGGAGCUAUCAAAUCUCCAGACUAUCCAACUCUCCCAAUGACUCAUUCCACUGAAGCUCUCCAGCAGCAGGCCAAGAAAGAUCGCAAGUUCCCGAAGACCAUUCUGCCCCGGCCCAGAAAAGGUUUCGGUCUGCGAAACCUCGGCCUCAAAAAGAGCUCCAAAUCAGGACAAUCCUCUCGCAUACCAGUCAGCCGUAGCUGUGAGGAGUUGGAUGGUCCCCAGGAGACCCCUGAGUCCUGGAAGCGCUCACAUUCUCUAGGAGAUCUGCGUUGGGAACAGGCGUAUGAUCAGAGGAAAGACCACCAGGUGCAGAACAAGCAGCAAAGCGGCAACAAGGAGGAAGUAAAAGUACAUCCUGUACAAUCAAAACUAGAGGAUGGUGGAGAUGCGUCUGGAAGAGAGACAGGUUCUGUUUCCAGACCUACAGUUCCUACACAACUGUCUCUCAGCCCGGUGAGGACCCUGCCUGCUUCUCACCCCUCGAUACGCCAACCUGUCUCUGCCCCGACUAGUCCCGCUCCACGAACUCAUCCUAAAAAACCACCUAUUCCACCUCCCGUGCCUGCUAAAAAGUCCAAAGAACGUCUGCCGAAUGGUGUGCGACACCCGCCGCCGCUUCUGUCAGGUUCAGUGCCGAAUACACCGACCCUACCCCCAAGACCUGUCCACACCCCAGCCUCUCCACCAUCAACCCCAGUGUCACCGGCUGAGUCUGAAACUCCACCAGCCCUUAGUCCACCCUGGUUGUCUGAUCUGCCUGAAUCUGCAUGUCCUCAGAUCCAUGGAGUUAAAGUAGCCCUCAGCAGGAAGACCUCGCAUGCCAAAGUAAUUGACAUGGAGACUUUACUGGAAGACAGGAUGAGAUUAGAAGGCAUCGACCUCACCCAGGAGCCUUACUCUGAUAAGCACGGCCGGUGUGGUAUUCCUCAGCUCUUAGUACAAAGAUAUUCGGAGGACUUCCAGCAGCCAGUGAAGGACGUGGCGUCCGGUCUGGAUCAGAUCAGAGUUAAACAACUGCGCAAGGAGCACCGUAUGGCUAUUCCCUCUGGAGGUUUGACUGACAUGUGUCGAAAGCCAGUGUCUCCUGUUAACUCGAGCUCUGUUUCUGAUUGGCUCGUGUCCAUUGGAAUGCCUAUGUAUUGUGCCCCUCUAUUGGCCGCAGGCUGUGACACUCUGGGUCGCGUGUCAUCCUUGAAUGAGGCGAGCGCGAGGGAGGCGGGGCUGAAGGAGGAGCAUCACAUACGUAUUCUGCUCAGCGAGGCCCAACUACUCAAAGCCAACAGCACAGUACAGUCAUAAUACUUACAUGACUUUAUAUAACUUUUAUGAAACUGUCAGGCAAAGGUGUUCAAGAGCAACAACUGUCCUAGUUGUUGCGUUAUAUCAAGAUACAAUUUCUAAUAUCUGUUAUUUCUGGUAAACUACAUACCUAUAAUCUCACAGCUGGCUGACGUUUAUAAAAAUGACCGAAGUGGCUACCCAGGACUGUUACUGAAAGGUUUUCAGCAGAAAAGGUUUGGCCCAAAUCGAGAGAAGAAAGCACAGUUGUUGUUGUUUUUUUUCCAGAGAAUUUAUGCUUUUGUAUGACUUUCAAGACUGUUCUUCUCACUUUUUUCAUAAAGUGUGAAAUUUAUUUAGAAAAAAGCAGUAAAGGAAAAAAAGUGUUUUUAGUGCUUAUUGUUGAAGGAGAUGUACGUCACCUGGCCAAAGCGAUUUCAUUUCAUCCAGGUUUUGUUAAUAUAAUGUUACUUUUGUCUCGAAACAGAUGUAUAUUAAAUAUGUAUAUCAAAAGAUAUCUCCUUUGAUGAGUCCUGUAAAGGAUAUGUUUAUAACAUUCUCAUAUGCAUGAUGUUGCCAUAUGGGGAUAUUCAGAGUAAUGCACAUUUUGAAUUCAGGCCAAUGGUUGGCCACGGUUUAAGCAAGUAUGUAUAAUGUUUAUAAAAAGUGGGAUGAACCAUUUCACAAAAAAAAAAAACAUUUGUAUGUCUUUACAUGGUCACAUUUUAAAACAUCACGCUUUAUACUCCGCUUAACAUAAUACAGUAUAUUCAAAGCACAUUUAAUCUUCUGACACAAAAUAUUCAAAAACAUGACUUACUACUCUUCAGCUAUACGGGAUAUAAUGUUUAUUAAUGCUUACAUAAGUUCAAUUAUAUGUCGCAUUUGUUGUAAAUUAUAUUCCUGCACAUUAUGUACCUCUUAUCAUAUACAAAUCUGAUGCAACUCAUGCAUCAUACAGCAGUAAUAUGCUUGCUGAAGUGACAUGUGUAGUUUUUUAGUUCAUUUGGUUUUGCCCCAGAUUGCCUUGCACUUGACUGGGGUAUUUAAAGACGUUUAUAAUUUGUAAAAGCCUAAAGCACACAGUCUAGCCUUAAAAAUUUCAAUUUAGAAAACUAGUCGCUAGUGACUUAAAGAGACUGGGGCAGACAUCAUGCACUACAAAAAAUGAUUUUCAAGAAAAAAAAUUCUUAGUAUUUAGUAAAAAUAUCUAAAAAAAUUUAAAUUAAGUUGCUUUUUCUUGAUGAGCAAAACAACCCAAGAAAAAAAGUCUAGUUUUUAGACCAAGAAUAUCAAAGUUAAGUAAUUUUGUGCAUAAAACAAGCAAAAAAAAAUCUGCCAAUGGGGUAAGCUAAUUUUUCUUGAAUUUUUCUUGAAUUUACUGUUUAAGAAAAAUGUUCAAGAUUUUUUUGCUUACCCCCAUUGGCAGUUUUAUGCACAAAAAUUUUGGUCUAAAAACUAGACUUAUUUUCUUGGGUCGUUUUGCUAAUCAAGAAAAAGCAUCUUAAUUUAAGAAUUUUUAGAUAUUUUUAUAGAUAAGAUAAAAAUACUAAGAUUUUUUUUCUUGAAAAUAAUUUUUUGCAGUGUGGCUGCAUCAGAGAUCAUUCGAAAGUAUUGGUAACAUUUUUUAUUCAUCAGUCCACGCCACUGUUUGAAUCAUGUUUUUUUUUUUGGAGCCUGACUGUUUCCUCCACUGGAUUUGAUAUUCAGUGAUGUCACUUCCAUACAAUAGCUCUUACGAUCACAUGCAUGUCUCUAAAGCGUUGUGCUGUGUUUCAUGUUAGCAUAACUUGUAGUCCAGUUGUUUGCGCAUGCAUGAAAGAAAAGUUGCACAGAUAUUGUGUUUCCUAUUCCAAACUUAUUGUCAUUCGUGGGUGUGUGUGUUAACAGUGGGGAUGGACAACAUAUUUCUCACACAUCUGGUGUUGGAUGUGGGCGUGCUUUAGCAGACAUCUGUUAGCACCAUUGCUUGGGCAUUCAUAUGAUGUAAUACUGUAAAUCAUUAUCAACUUUAAAUUAAGCACAAGAAAGCAAGUUCCCCCACAUACGCUCAGGCUGUUUUUGAUGAAACAGACAGAAAACUGAAGUGAUAUUUUUACUAGAUGCUUCUAAAGAUCAUUGAUGUUUACAAGAGAAAGACAAAAACGAAUGCUUCCAUGAGGCCUUUUUUAAAAAUUGAUUUAGAUUCAUUAAUUUCUCUGUUUUAUUCAUAUAUCAUACAUUACAGAUCAGUUUAUAGAAUAUAACACUCAAAAAUUAAGUUUAACAGCAUUAGAGAUCAAUCGAUUCCUUUAUAUCAGAGUUAAUGCCUCCAUAUUUCUAUCACUGGAGGUCUUUGGUAACAGUGAGGCUUUUUAUGUAGUUCAAUUUAAAAAAUAUAUCAUUAAAUGUUACUGUAAAAAUGCACUUUAUUAAAAAGAUUACUUUUUUUCUUAAACUUCUUUUUUAUUCCAUUGUAAAGAAAUGAGAUUACAAAUUUAAUUUUGUUUUAAGUGUGUUAGCAAAUUUGCAUUCAGGUCAUAUGUUGAAGAUUGAAGUGGACUGUGGUGGUCCCUGACAAAAAUGUUGAAGUAUUAAAUCUUGUCAAAACAUUAAUCACUUGUUAAAGAACUAACCAGUUAAUAUUUCAGCUUGAACUGGAUCUUAAUUACAUAUAUGAAUGAUUAACAGAGGUUGCACAUUCUGUAUGUAAUUGAUAUUUAAAUAACUUAUUUUUGAUUUCAUAUCAUUUGUAAUUAUUAGCUGUAUUAUACAUCAUAGAGCAAUACACUUCCAUAAAGUUAGCCGGUGACAUGCUUCAAUGACCGCUGUAAAAUGUAUGUAUAAAAAAUGAUUUUAUCUGGUUUCAGUUCGCUAAUGAUCGUCCAUAAAGGUUUUGCUUGUGUAUUUACAAAAAAUGUCCUAAAAUAUUUGUCACUUUGAGGUGUAAUAAAAAGGAAUAUCCUGGGA